UGCCGCGAAGUUGUCGUUAGCAAAGCAGCUCAUGUGUGGCAGUUGCAACCGAAUAAUUGGCUUCACAGCAGUUGAAAUUCGUAGUGAAAAGUGAACUCCUCAAUGGACAGGACUCCACCGAGAGCCACAAAAGAAUUCAAGUGCAAUUAAAAGGAAUUAAAGACCAAACGCAGAGGAAAACCAAAGGAAAAGGAGCUGAAAGCCUAAAACUUUUUUGAGUAAAAGCCGAAGUUGGAGCGCUGGAACUGCCAAUGAAAAGACUGAACCGAACUGAAGACAUCAACGUCGAACAUCAAGCAUCAACCAAGGACCAAAGCCAGGAAAUGUUUUAGGAGCAACAGCAGGCUGCAGCAUUGCGAUAAGAGAGAGCCAGAAAUAAACUCCCAUUAUAAACAUAAAAACACACAGGACAGCACCAGACCAAGUCGCAAUGUUUCUGCCCGUGAAAUCAAAUCACUCUGGUGGCGAGGCGAGUGGCAACAAUGAGGAUGUCACCACCACCAGCAAUAACUCUACACAGACGCCCAGCGAUUUGAGCCCACCGGGACCCAACGAGGAGGUUCUGCCCCAGGCCCAUCAUCAGAAUCCAGGCCACUGCAUUGCCUCCUUUGCAGCCAUUAACCAGAUGAGGAAUAAUGCUCAGCUCUGCGAUGUUCGCCUGGAGGUGGGCGGCGACACCAUCAAUGCUCAUCGUGUGGUCCUGGCCUCCGUGUCGCCCUAUUUCUAUGCAAUGUUCAAUGAUGACAUGCUGGAGCGCACACAGGGCCUGGUCCGGCUCCAUGACGUGGAUAGCUCUGCUCUGCGGCAACUGAUCGAUUACACAUACACUGGUGAGAUCACAAUCACGGAGCAGAAUGUCCAGGUCCUGCUCCCUGCCUCCGGCCUGCUGCAGAUGCACUCUGUGCGGGAUGCCUGCUGCAAGUUCCUGCUCCGUCAGCUGCAUCCCUCCAACUGCCUGGGCAUUCGCAGCUUUGCAGAUGCACACUCCUGCAAGGAACUGCACACAAGAAGCCACAAGUAUGCUCUGCAGAACUUCCAGCAGGUGGUGGGCACCGAGGAGUUCCUCCUGCUGCCCUUUGAGGAGGUCAGAGAGCUGAUAUCCAACAGCCAGCUGAACAUCAGCUCUGAAGAGCGUGUCUUUGGGGCCGUCAUUAACUGGGUGAAGCAUGAUUUGCCCUCGAGGAGACUUCACAUUGCCGAGCUCAUGUCCAAUGUGAGGCUUCCUCUGGUGAGCCGGGAUUUCCUUAUGAGCUGCGUGGAAACGGAGACUUUGAUGCGAGAUGACUCCGAGUGCAAGGAGCUGCUGCUGGAGGCCAUGAAGUACCACCUGCUGCCGGAGCAGCGCAGCUUAAUGGGUAGCCAACGAACCCAAGAGCGUCGUCCCGAGGGCAUGAAGCCAUAUGUGUUCGCCGUGGGCGGUGGCAGUCUCUUUGCCAUCCACAACGAGUGCGAGGUCUACAACCCACGCACCAACUGCUGGAGUCCCGUGGCUCCCAUGCUCUGGCGACGCUCUCGUUCUGGAGUCACGGCCCUGCACAAGCAACUCUAUGUUGUUGGAGGCUAUGAUGGCGUCAGUGAUCUGGCCACGGCGGAGAGCUACAAUCCGCUGACGAACAAGUGGAGCAACAUCACCCCGAUGGGCACCAAGCGCAGCUGUUUGGGCAUUUGCUCCUACGAUGCUUUGAUCUAUGUGUGUGGUGGCUACGAUGGCGCCUCUUGUUUGAGUAGCAUGGAGAGAUAUGAUCCGCUUACUGGGAUUUGGAGCUCUUGCCCGGCAAUGAGUACAAGGAGAAGGUACUGUCGUUUGGCUGUGUUGGAGAACUGCAUCUACAGCCUGGGUGGGUUCGAUUCCACCAACUAUCAGUCGAGUGUGGAGCGCUUUGAUCCUCGAGUGGGUCGCUGGCAGCCAGUGCCCAGCAUGUCGGCCAGGAGGAGCAGCUGUGGUGUUGCCUCCACGGAUGGGCAUCUGUACUGCAUUGGCGGCAAUGAUGGAACCAUGUGCAUGUCUAGUGGAGAGAGGUUUAACCUGCGCAGGAACAGCUGGGAACCCAUCACAGCCAUGCAUUCAAGGAGAUCCACCCACGAAGUGGUCGAGGUAGAGGGCGCCCUGUUCGCCCUGGGCGGCAACGAUGGCAGCUCCUCGCUCAACUCUGUGGAACGCUACGAUCCCCGCCUGAACAAGUGGAGCGUGGUCAAUGCCAUGGUGGCCCGGCGCAGCUCUGUGGGAGCUGCCGUGCUGGAGUGCUUCCACCUUGAGCGCGGACUGGUCCAGACGACGAACUUAUGACCCUUGGCCAGCAUAACCGAGUCCUUCGCCGCAGCUGCAGCGAGCGGCGCUAGCAAUGGCUCAGCAGGAGCUGGAACAGUAGUUUUGCCGCCUUCAACAGGAGUGGGUGGAACCCUGACAGUGCCCAGUCGAGCAGAGGCAGCUGCCUUCACGGCCAAUAUAGCUUUGAGUAGCUCGGCGCCCUCGGCUAGCUCCACCUUGCGUCGUCAUCGCAGGGACACGCCAGGCUUAGCCGAGAGCCGCCGGGCCAAUAGCAAUGCCAGCAGCAGUGGCAGCGAGAGCGGCAGCAGCAGUGGAGCAUCCGCUGGAGGAGGCGGAGGAGUUAAGCCACCGGCGACGGCCUGAUCCUGGUCCAUGUCGCGUCGCUUCUAAGCAACCUUACAAAGAUAACACUUAAAAAUACAAAAAAGCUAACCCCACGCGCCUAAUGCAGGAAUUUGAUUGUUCGAGUUCGUUAUGGAAUAGAUAUAGGAAUAUUAAUAUAGUUAUACGACGGAGAGGAAGCACACACUCGUGUCUCUAGUCAGGAUCUCGCUCUCUCACGCCACACCACGUACACACCCGACAU
Molecule: messenger RNA, 2855 nt
Organism: Drosophila kikkawai
Lineage: Eukaryota; Metazoa; Arthropoda; Insecta; Diptera; Drosophilidae
Source: RefSeq, a predicted model, not a curated record